Messenger RNA from Cokeromyces recurvatus, 2511 nucleotides. RefSeq names its product kinase-like domain-containing protein. Gene Ontology annotation, molecular function: protein serine/threonine kinase activity; ATP binding. The coding region runs from base 1 to 2511 and encodes 836 amino acids. Gene Ontology annotation, cellular component: cytoplasm. Gene Ontology annotation, biological process: protein phosphorylation. The transcript is spliced from 5 exons. Lineage: Eukaryota; Fungi; Mucoromycota; Mucoromycetes; Mucorales; Mucoraceae. The record is from RefSeq and is a predicted model, not a curated record.
AUGAGUAGAAAUAAUGGCUUUAACAUGAUUUAUAUACCAGGAUUUAGAUGCCUUGUAGAAAUCAUCAAGGGCUUUAAACGUCGCAAAUUAACACUGUUCUCAAAAUUUAGCUUCCUCAACUUGGUUGUAGUCGAAGUUAAAUUUGUUUAUUCAAUUGACCCUGCUUCAUUUGUACCCAAUGUAUAUCAACAACAGUCUGCUCAGGUUCAAAUGGAGCCAUAUAAGGAACAGCAACAGCAACAGCAGCAAAUGCCACAUUCUUCCUCUUCUGCUUUGUCAAACUGUGUUGUAUUCAUGCUAAACACAGUUGUUAAAACUUUAGAUUGUAUUGGAUUGGCAGGACAACUUGAAUGGUUCUAUCAACAACAAAUUGAGGAAAUACACAAUCUAGAUUUGUUGAAAAAUCAAAUAGCAACUAAAGGCUCCUCUGGUAGUAGUACUUUUGCUGAUGUUACCACCUCUCAAGGUGCCUUUGUAAAUGUUCCUGAUGAUUUGAAUAGGAAAGAUGCUAUAGUACAAACAGACAUGCUAGCAUCAACGAAUAUAAAUAACCAGAGUGUCGUUAGUUCUCUUCCUCUUCCAACGCUAAUUGAAGAUACAGAUACCUCUGUAAAUGAUGAUUCCUCUGGUAGUAGCAUGAUCACUUACUCUGAAAAUAGGACCCAAGAUGGAGGUAUUCCUGUAGUUGUUGAAGGCUUAAAUGAUAAUGCUAUCUCAAUUAUGCCUCGUGUCAGCUUAGAUAUGGAUAGGCUCUUUAAUUCCAGGAUAGCUCCAGAGCAUAGUUCGGAAUUGCUACAUGUACUACUUGAAUCUGAAGUUGCUAAAGAACUAAAUAGUAGUACACAGCAACCCAUUGUAGACUUACAGCUACCUACUACUACUACUACUACUACUACAUUUAAUCAGCCGCCUUCAUAUCCUCAACGAUCCACCAACACUAGCCAUCCUCUCAUUGUUCAACGUUCUACUAAUCUUUCGCAAGAAGAAAUCAUUUAUAUUAAAUUAACCUCCUCAUUUGUAUCAGAACCCGAACAAGAUGAUGAUGAUUGCGUGGACCUUGAACGAAUGGGUCAUGAAAUAUUCAAUAUGAUUCAAAAUGAAGCCUCUUCUGGGCCGUUCACGAGAACACCACAGACAAGGGUAGAGUCUGCAGUACCCUAUGAUAGACAAAAUGAAAUAAUUGAUCUUGAAGCUCAACAAGUAGUUGUAUUGCUUCAAUCACAGGAACAACAACAACAACAGCAAUCCUAUUUAAAUCCUUUAGGUCAACCACCUUCAGCAAAUUAUAUCGUCAUACCAAUGGCUCCUGUUUUAACAGCUCCUCCUGGUCUACUAGUACCACAAGCCUAUUAUCAGGGAUAUCCAGACUAUUGUCAGCAGCUUACUCAUAUAUAUCCUAUAAAUAUCAAUCCUUAUUAUAGUAAUCUCAAUCAAAAUGCUUUUAAUUAUAUGCCCAAUGGUGCAAACAAUUUAUUCAACAAUUCAUCUUAUCACUCUACUCUAGAUAAUUUUACACUAGCGCUUGUAAGAUACAUUAAAUUAAUGCUACAAGGUUAUAGAGCAGAGACGUGUGUCCACAUGCUUUGUCCAAAGCAACAUUAUACAUUUGGUAAAAAUCCUAUUGCAUCUGGUCUUAAUGGUGGCAUUUAUCCUGUCGCAAGCCUUCAAGACCCGAAUUACUUUAAUUUCGUUAUAAAACGAAUGCUCUAUCGUAAACAGAAUAGAGUAAACGGUGAUAUCGACAAUAUCGGUUCAUAUGGUUUAAACAUGAUCUAUAACGAAAUUUGCAUUCUUGGUACUUCUAACCAUCCUAACUUGCUUCAGUUGGUUGAUAUCUACAUUUAUAAUAAUUCUAUUCAAAUUGUUAUGCCUCGUAUGUUAUGUGAUUUGAAUGAUAUGCUCACGGGUGGUGAUGUAGACGAUUUAAUGAAUGAAGAUUUGGUUAUUUUUAUUGUUCUCAAAGUAAUCAAGGGCUUGUGUUAUAUUUAUGAUUUAUAUGGGUCUUUUCACGGUGAUCUUAAAACUGAAAAUAUUUUUAUUUCCAGAUGGGGUGAAAUCAAAGUUGCUGAUUUUGGUUUUGUAACUCGAGUAGGAAAUGAGAUUCAAGGACAUUUCGGUACUAUGAAAGCAAUGGCUCCUGAAGUUGCUGAUCCACAUAAAACAUUUAAUGAAAGUGCUGAUAUCUGGGCUAUUGGUAUUCUUAUCAUUGAGCUCCUUGAUCGUGGUCAUCCUACAGCUGAAAUUGAAACUAGAACCAUGCUGGCUAAUUCAGGUAAUGCUUUUGAGUUACUAGCUUGUAGAACAUCAUCACCCAAAUCAGAAAGAGAUGAGUUAAUAGAUCCUGAAUUCAGAGAUAUAAUAAGAUCUACUUUGGAUUUAGAUCCCAAUAGACGACCUAAAAUUCAUGAAUUAGAAGAGUCUAUGACCAGGCUUUUUGAGAGAAAAGCUACAAUGAACGAUGCUGAUUAUCAGAAAUCUCUAUACACAUACGCUAGACGCCAUACAGAAUAA